This is a messenger RNA of Colletotrichum costaricense, 351 nucleotides long. RefSeq lists its product as uncharacterized. Bases 1 to 351 code for a protein of 116 amino acids. Lineage: Eukaryota; Fungi; Ascomycota; Sordariomycetes; Glomerellales; Glomerellaceae. The record is from RefSeq and is a predicted model, not a curated record. The transcript has 2 exons.
AUGCGCGAAGGAGCCGCGGAUGACAUUCACAUGUCGGUGCGGUAUGCACGCUUCCUAGACAUCCUGCUCGAUGCGUCUCUUUAUUCAUCCUCUCGGGUACACAGCCCAUCGGGAGCAGAUCAAGAGGGCUUUGUCCAUCAAGGGCUAGGGACGACCAUCAUUCCCCAAAAUCCCGCUCUUCUCAAUAAGCCUACACUUUUAGCUUAUUGGAAGGCGAACAGACUGGAUUCUGGAUUUUUCAAUAUUCAAAGUUCUAUAGAAUGGCUAAGGAUCGCAAAGUUGCUUCCUCUCGACGAAGCCGCUCUCGGCAUCGGACCCAAGUACUUCACUGAUCUUGUCACUCGUAACUAG